AUGUCGGAUCACAACGAAAAGUCUGGCUUUGGGCAGCCUGGUGCUGAAAGCCCAGAUUCGCACUCAACCAAGCCCGGGGUAUCAACUGCUGUGAGCCCGCAAGCUGUUGAAUCGGUCGUAAGGCGACGCGCCAUCCCAACCGAUGCCGCCUUUGAACAAUCCGAGGACCCUCGUUACUACAAGCCAAUUGAUUCGUACGAAGGCCUCCAUCGUUGGGAUCCCGAAUUUGAGUGGGAGGAAGAGGAAGAAAAGAGGCUUGUUCGAAAGAUUGAUCUUCGGGUUUGCACCUUUGCUUGCGUGACAUUCUUCGCCCUGCAACUAGACCGGGGAAACAUCGCCCAGGCACUGUCUGACAACAUGUUGGCUGAUUUGAAUAUGGACACGAAUGAUUACAAUACCGGACAGACCAUCUUCUACCUCGUCUUUCUUUUCGCAGAGCUGCCUUCACAGCUGAUCUCGAAGAAAAUCGGCCCGGACCGUUGGAUUCCCAUCCAAAUGGUUUGCUGGAGCUUGAUUGCCGCCUGCCAGGCUUUCAUUACUGGUCGUUCAACAUUCUACGUUUGCCGGGCACUUUUGGGCUUGUUUGAGGGCGGAUUCAUUCCCGACACGAUUUUAUUUCUGUCCUACUGGUACAAGUCCAAGGAGCUUCCUAUAAGACUCAGCUUUUUCUGGAUGACAUUUGAAGCCACGGCCAUUAUUGGUGCUUUCCUCGCUUUUGGCUUUUUACACAUUCACACCAGCGAUGGAACAGGUCAAUGGCGGUAUCUCUUCGCACUUGAAGGAUUAAUCACCGGCGUCAUUGGAAUUUUUGCCGCCUUUUAUAUGCCCCCGUCCCCGACAGAGACGGCUGGGUGGGUUCGAGGCAAAAAGGGCUGGUUCACUGAGCACGAGGAAAAGAUCCUGGUUAACCGUGUCAUCCGCGACGACCCCAGCAAAGGCAGCAUGCACAACCGGCAAGCCAUAACGUUCAAGCUUCUUUGGGAGGCCCUUUGCGACUACGACAUGUGGAUUAUCUAUCUCCUCGGCCUUGUGUGGAUGAUUCCACCCUCUCCUGCCACCAACUACAUUACCCUGGAGCUAAAAGCGCUCGGUUUCGACACUUUCCAUACCAAUCUACUGACCAUUCCGGCAUAUGUUAUAUUCAUUAUCAAUUUGGCUCUAUUCGUCUGGAUAUCUGAACGUAUUAACCAACGUCUUUUGCUUGGUGCAUUUGCCGAGAUAUGGAAUUUGGCUUUACUGGUCGCUCUCGAAACCCUCCCAGCAGGAGCUAGUACUUGGGUUCGCUAUACCCUGCUCAUUUUGCUUAUUGGAAGUCCCUAUAUGCAUGCUGCCGUCGUGGCAAUGACUUCUCGAAACGCCGGAUCAGUCCGUACGCGCACCGUCGCGUCAGCUUUGUACAACAUGACUGUGCAGGCCAGCAACAUCAUUUCAAACAAUAUAUAUCGCGACAGCGACAAACCGUUAUACCGUACUGGAAACAAGGUUCUCAUUGCCUUGUCCAUUCUGAGUUUCGUACUCUUUAUAGCGGCCAAGUUUUACUACGACACGAAAAACCAACGCCGAGCGCGCAUAUGGGACGCCAUGAGCACCGAGGAGCGGGAUGCAUAUUUGACUUCUAACAAGGACAGCGGAAAUAAACGGUAA
Messenger RNA from Talaromyces rugulosus, 1644 nucleotides. RefSeq lists its product as uncharacterized. Gene Ontology annotation, biological process: transmembrane transport. The coding region runs from base 1 to 1644 and encodes 547 amino acids. NCBI's taxonomy places the organism in Eukaryota, Fungi, Ascomycota, Eurotiomycetes, Eurotiales, Trichocomaceae. Gene Ontology annotation, cellular component: membrane. The record is from RefSeq and is a predicted model, not a curated record. Gene Ontology annotation, molecular function: sulfate transmembrane transporter activity. The transcript is spliced from 5 exons.